Messenger RNA from Psylliodes chrysocephalus, 3810 nucleotides. NCBI's taxonomy places the organism in Eukaryota, Metazoa, Arthropoda, Insecta, Coleoptera, Chrysomelidae. The record is from the annotation of a GenBank genome assembly.
GACAUUGACAGUAGUUCAAACGCACUACCUGACGGUCUACGACUGUCAUCUAACACAUUUUAUUAGGAAUUUUCACUAUUUAUUUAGUUUUUGUAAAUAGAACAUUAUUAUUAAUUAAGUUAUUAAAUAUGGCUGGAAAUUUUUGGCAAAGCUCACAUUAUCAACAAUGGAUGCUGGACAAACAAGAUCUUAUUAGGGAAAGACAACACGAUUUAGCCAUUUUACCUGAGGAUGAAUACCAAAAAAUAUUUAUAUUCUUUUCUAGUGUGAUUCAAACUUUAGGAGAACAACUUAAACUAAGACAGCAAGUAAUAGCUACAGCCACUGUAUAUUUUAAAAGAUUUUAUGCUAGGAAUUCUUUGAAAUGUAUCGAUCCCCUUUUAUUAGCACCCACAUGCAUCUUUUUAGCUUCAAAAGUUGAGGAAUUUGGAGUCAUUUCUAACACCAGACUUAUUACAACUUGUCAGACAGUCAUCAAGAACAAAUUUGGAUAUGCAUAUACUCAAGAAUUUCCUUACCGCACUAACCAUAUUUUAGAAUGUGAAUUUUAUUUACUUGAAAAUUUAGACUGUUGUCUCAUAGUUUAUCAACCAUAUAGACCACUUUUACAGUUAGUUCAAGAUAUAGGCCAUGAAGAGCAAUUACUAACUUUAGCUUGGAGAAUUGUCAAUGACUCCCUUCGUACUGAUUUAUGUCUACUAUAUCCCCCAUAUCAAAUUGCAAUAGGAUGUUUGCAGAUAGCCUGUGUUAUACUGCAGAAAGAUCACAAAGCAUGGUUUGCAGAGCUUAAUGUGGAUAUUGAAAAAAUCCAGGAAAUUGCAAGAUAUAUAAUUAAUUUAUUUGAAUUAUGGAAAACAUAUGAUGAGAAGAAAGAAAUACAGGGGUUGUUGGCCAAGAUGCCAAAGCCAAAACCAGCACCACAAAGAUAAAAUGCAUUAAUUAGAAUACUUUCAAUUUACAAUUAUUUCUUCUUAAGUAUUAAUUAGAUAAUUUAUUAAUAUUUGUAAUUUUUGAUUUUCCAAAUUUUGUUAGACAUUACAUUAAUUAAGUAUGGAAAAUUUCAAUUAUUUCAGCUGCAGAUUGACUUCUGCAAAUUAUAAAGAUUUUUAAAAGAUAUGUACGACAAGCAUGCAUUGUGAUUUAUAAAAAUUAUAGGCCUCAUCAUUACUAUGACAUAUUAUUUUACUUCAGAAAUUUGACACUACCUAAAAAUAUUGGUAUUCUUUUGAAAUUAAAAAUUUAUGUAGCAGUCAAUUCACAGAUGAAAUACUUGAUAUUUUUAUAAUUUUGUAAUUAAUACAGAAUUUUGUUCCUUGACUAAAAUUGUAAAAAAGUCAAAAUCAUUUUAAUUUUUAUCAUUCGUAAUUGUACUAUUUAUAGGUAUUCUAUUUUUUAAUUUAAAUACAGUAUGUAACUUAUGAAAAAUCUGGAUAAUCUAUCUAAAAAUUUAAAUUUUUGUGGUUGAAAUCUUACGCUUACUGGUAAUUUUAAAUAGGUAUCUUGACUGAAGAUUUAAUAGCCUAGAGGUUCCUAAAAGAAGAAAUCUAAUUUUAUUUCAUGUAAUUGUAAAAUUUUUAUUAAAUACAUUUUGUCUACAAAAUUUGUUUUUAUUAAAAUUUGAUAUUGAUUUUUACUUAUUUGAGGUAUUAACAGUGCCACCCGCAAAAAAUAAUUAUUAUUUUACAGCGUUUUUCACCUACUUUUUAUACACUAAUUCUCUUCUUUGGUUCUUUUUAGCAAUAAACUUUACACGUAUUUAAAAAAUCUUCAUUUAUUAAUUUAUAAACUACAUCCAUGUCUUUCAAUGUUCAGUGGAAAAACGCGUUAGCGAAUUAUUACAAACUAAUAAUCUACAAUAUAAUAUUCUUGCAACAGUAAGAAAUAGAAAACUAAAACAAGGAAGAAAAACGUCUUCUCUUUCAAAUGAAUUCUUAAUGCCCAAAAAAAUCAUCUUAAACUUAUAUCAUUUAAUACUGCAUAAAAUAUUUCAUCUGCACAGAACUAUCUUAAUUUUUUAAUACAUAUUCAAUUUUUGAAGAGCUAGUAAUAUUUCUAAAUGCAGUCGUUUAUUACAAAUAAAUAACUAUGUGAACAUUUUUAUUGGAUUGUUUUUCUUUUCACAGACCACAAAUGCCUGUUAAGAAAAACUCAUCAAUAGUAUAUUUACAAGACAGAUGAUAUAUUCAGUUGUGUAUUUGUAUUAUACUACAUCAAAAGGUAAAGUUGUAGAAGAUGUAUGUACUAAUGGACUCGCUGAUGCACUUAUAUGGCAACAUGUAAACAUUCAAAAAUUUUAGAACAUUGUUGUAAUAUUUAAAAAUACUUGCAAUUUCAUCACUAAAUAUGCUGUUGUGUUGUUUUUAAUUGUUUUGCUGUUUUGUGAUAUUAAUUAUGGAGUUUUUUUUUUAUUGUAAAUUUGGCACAUCAUUUAAACAGGUGGAAAAGUUUAAUCAUUAUUUCAGAUGGUCCAUAUUAACCAAAUGAAGGUGGAGGGUGGCAUUUAUGAAUGUCAUCAUUGUACAUGAACAAUAACCAUUCUUUAUUAAGUCAGUAAUUAUUAGUUUUCAUUUAUAUUAUUUAUAAAUCAUUUUUCAAAUUAAUUUUUUAUUUAUCUAGCUACUACCUAUACAGUACUAGAACUGAGAGGAAAAUUAUGUUGUGGAAGAAUACCUUUAGUAACCAGAAAACAUUUUUAAAUUUAUUUAUGAAUUUUACUUAAGACCCAACUCAACUUUUUUCUUAGGUUAGAAAACAAUUUUUCAUUCGAAGUAAUUAAAUUUCUAUCUCUUAAUGUCAACAAAUACGUAACAUGAUGAGUUUAAUAAAACGUAUGUCGCAAAUUAGCAAGAUUGCAAAUUGGCACCAAUAUAUUUUUAAAUCUUAACACAAGUUUCCUGAAACAAUUAGGGCAAAUAUAAAAGAGUUUAUUUUGUGUUUUGGCUUUUAAAUACUAUAAAAAAUGGUGGAAAGUUUAGAACUUUUAAAUAUUUGUUAAAUAUCACUUAUUAAAAUAUUUUUCAAAAUAUUAUUGUUCAGAGCUGUAUUUUUUGUGAUAAAAAAGUCGCUGUCAUUGACGAGUUGAACUUGGACUUAAGCGUUAUUCGUUAUAUUAAUCGCAAUCGUCAAAGUUGCAUCAAAUAAUCAAAAGCAUGAGGGAUAGUACAUUUUUCGCACAACUUUACCUAUUCCACAUUUGUCUUUCCUAUUAUAGGAAAGCAUCCUAUUUUCAGAAAGUUUCUUACACUGUUUUGUACCCCAUAUUAGGUAUCAGGAAUUAAAAGAAAAUUAAUCUUAAAAUUAUUUCCGUUAUGCUAUGAUUUCUUCUUAGAUGGUAGUAAAUUAUGUCUUCUCAUAUUGCUCAGAACCCCAUCUAAAGAUGCAGUCUUCUUUUUAGCACUUCCUUUAAGGGUUUCUUCACCCUUAUUACGAAUUUUCAAUUUUGGGGAGGUUACUUCAUCCAUAAAAUCAAAAUCGGUGGGUUCUUCUGGUCUGUAAAUAAACAAUAUAAGUAGAUAAAUAAUUCGUUUAUUCAAAACUAACUCUUUAGAUUCAUUGUCAUCCUCUGGUUCUUCAGUUAUUUCCGGAGAAGGUGAACGAUAGCCCGGGCAUUUCCAAUAUAAUUCUUGACUUUCACCAUUUUCUAACAUUGUAUACAAACGGUCUAUUUCCUCUGGUUUGGGUUCCCACGGUCCCUUACAAUCCUUUAACUCUUCAUCUGAGCAUUCUAUAUCCCAAUCAUUGUCCAUUUUUAAAAGAAUUAAUUCAAUUAAUAAUAAAAAGGCCCGUAUUUAUAAACAAAACUUAGCUGAG